Messenger RNA from Manduca sexta (tobacco hornworm), 1294 nucleotides. RefSeq lists its product as uncharacterized. Gene Ontology annotation, molecular function: cysteine-type endopeptidase activity. Gene Ontology annotation, biological process: proteolysis. Lineage: Eukaryota; Metazoa; Arthropoda; Insecta; Lepidoptera; Sphingidae. Bases 97 to 1140 code for a protein of 347 amino acids. The record is from RefSeq and is a predicted model, not a curated record. The transcript has 6 exons.
AAUUGUGAACACUGCAGUUAGACGUCAUAGGAAGAAAUCAUCAAUUGAUAAUCUUGUUUUUGUUGUUAUACACUGAAUUAAAUGUAAAUAAAUAAAAUGUCUCUUCUACAGCAGUUACAAUACAAUGAUUAUAAAAAAGCAAAAGCGUUUACUUUAGAACAGUGCGUUACUAUUGCUAGUCUAACGAAGUUGGAAAUAUCGUUUAACAAUGUAGAUAAUCCUGGAGAACACCUCUUGGAAGAACUACACCGUAAUGGAUUUACAAAAUCAAAUUAUGAAGCAUUACUCCUGUCGCUACAAAGAUACAGGCCCCAAGCAAAAAUCGCAAUUCUUAUCGCUAACGAUAAAUACAUCCACCUUUCAAAGCUUGCCACACCGUCUACAGACUGUGACUCUUUAGGAUCAAACUUGAAACUGCUAGGAUUCAUUGUGGUGACUAUAAAAAACACAACAGCUCAUGACUUAAAAGUUAUAUUGAGGAAUAUAUCUGAUGUAAUACCUGCUGAUUCUUAUUGCUUCAUGUUCUAUGCAGGCCAUGGAUGUCAGUUAUGCAAUACUAAAUGCAUGCUCGGUAUUGAUUGUCCCACAGAAAAUGUGGAGGUGGAACACUGUGUUACGGAGAACUAUGCAUUGAAAGUAUUAGAGGGAUGUCAGCUCGAUAUGUGUAUACUCAUCAUGGAUAUGUGCAGAGUGCCUUUGGAUAGGGAAGCCAACCCAAGUAUCUAUUUAUCAAUGACAGACGUUGAAGAUUACAUGAUACACAACAACUUACUAAUAUGUUACUCAACACAGUCCUCUAAAGGGGCAUACGAGAUGGUGCAGAUGGAAUUCUCUACAAUGAAUGGUAACAGCACAUACCAGCUACAGACAGGGGACAGUAAACGCAUAUUGUCUGGUAUGAGUGUGUAUGUGAACGCUUUGUGUACCAGGUUUGAAGAUUCGACUGAUAUUAGCAGUCUGUUGGACAGAGUGCACGCAGAUGUGGAGCGUUUGCUUGAAAAACAAAGGCCUAUAAAGCUUCAAUGUGGUACUGACAAAAGAUACCUAUAUGAUGCUACAAUAGGUGAUACAACAACUUUCUUACAAACCCCCUGGAAGGAAGCUACGAAAAGCUAUAAGGAACAUUGUAUUGUAUAUUAAAAUAACACUAUAAGCGAACAUUUGAAUUGCUAUACCGAGGAGUAUUUGGAUUAUCCAGGUAGAUCAGGCUGUCAAAAAUUGCUUAGCAAAAAUAGACUUUGUUUAAUGCAUAAUAAAGUUACCCUGAAAGGGUUGCCUGCAGCCGCUUAUCUGU